UUACGUCCUCGCGUUCGAUUCUGGCUGGCCUUCGUCGAGCCUCAGUCGGCUUUUCUUCUUGAUUUAUUAGUAUCAAGUAAGUAAAACUUUUAAAAGUGCGUACCUCGUUGGCGCGGGAGCAGUGUCUGUAAAGCCAUUUACAGUUCAGAAGGCGUGAAGAUUUGUUAUCCAAGUUUUAAUCUUUUAUCCAUUGUGAUGGUCAACAUGGGUAAGAAGCAGGCAGGCAAGUCAAAGAAGGAAGUUCAGGAGAUUGAGGAGUUUGUGGUGGAGAAGGUAAUGGACCAGCGAGUGGUCAAUGGAAAAGUUGAGUUUUUCCUCAAGUGGAAAGGCUUUACAGAUGCUGACAACACUUGGGAGCCUGAAGAAAAUUUAGACUGUCCAGAACUGAUCGCUGCAUUCCUUGAGUCUCAGAAAGGAGUGGUGGAGAAACCAGAAGCUGUAAAAAGAAAAUCAUCCACUGAUGAACCAGAGACCGAAGAGAGCAAGGCAAAACGGAAGAAGGAAAUGUCUGACAAGCCUAGGGGUUUUGCCAGAAACCUUGAGCCAGAGAGAAUCAUUGGGGCGACUGACAGCAGCGGGGAGCUCAUGUUCCUUAUGAAGUGGAAGGACUCUGAUGAAGCGGACCUGGUUCCUGCACGAGAGGCUAACACCCGUUGCCCGCAGAUAGUUAUUGCUUUUUAUGAAGAAAGGCUAACUUGGCAUUCUUGUCCUGAGGAUGAGCAGCAAUAGCAUCCCACAUCUCAUUACAACUUUCUGUGUGUUGGUGUCUUCCACCUGUGCAGUGGUGAUAGCCUGUCAGUGGAGGAUUCUUUUUUUUUUUUGUCUUUUUUUUUUCUUCUCCAGUUUAUUGAAGAUUUGUCUGGAAACUAUGUGCAUGACAGUAGUCAACCAAUGAACGUAUGUACAAAUGAGAUGAGUGUUUUUAAAGUUACAAUAGAGGACGCUUAAAGUGUUUAUUUGAAUUAGGUGUCUCCGCGGUGCUGUUCAUCAUUAAUGCACUGGCUUGUGUUUUUUGCUCAUUCUUGUCAUCCAGAAAAAUCCAAAACUUGCUUUCACGUUUAUAGUUUUCUUUGGUGGAUUAUGCGAUCUAUUGUAGUGUUUUUGUUUUGUUUUUUUCCUUUUAAAUUCUUAUUUCUUACAUGAAUGUUGGAAGUGUCUAUGUAAAUGUUUGUGUAAAUAAUUCCUAUUUUUUAGUUCAAUAAAGGUUUAUAUGCCUGCUUUUAA
Molecule: messenger RNA, 1224 nt
Organism: Danio aesculapii
Lineage: Eukaryota; Metazoa; Chordata; Actinopteri; Cypriniformes; Danionidae
Gene: cbx3a
Product: chromobox homolog 3a (HP1 gamma homolog, Drosophila)
Exons: 5
Coding region: 196-729 (177 amino acids)
Biological process (GO): negative regulation of transcription by RNA polymerase II; chromatin organization
Cellular component (GO): pericentric heterochromatin; nucleus
Molecular function (GO): chromatin binding
Source: RefSeq, a predicted model, not a curated record